This is a messenger RNA of Oryzias melastigma (Indian medaka), 1138 nucleotides long. Its product is annotated as ankyrin repeat domain-containing protein 33B-like. The record is from RefSeq and is a predicted model, not a curated record. NCBI's taxonomy places the organism in Eukaryota, Metazoa, Chordata, Actinopteri, Beloniformes, Adrianichthyidae. The coding region runs from base 436 to 924 and encodes 162 amino acids. The transcript has a single exon.
GUAAUGUUUGGUCAAGACAUCCGACAUUUUGGAAUUUAAAAUGCCCGGUGGAUUUCUAGAGCAAUAAUUGUGCAAUGGGAUUGGCGGGACUUUUAGUUCCGUUGGACUAAGUGAUACAGAAAAGGAUUCUCUACUUUUUUUUCCAAACUCACCCACUUGAAUUUCCACUUAAACCCUCUUUGGACGAAAAGGUGGUUGUGGACUCUAGUCGAGUACCUGGGAUUCCAAACCUCAAGACUUUUCAACUAUGGAUUAAGUGAUCGCUUGCACUCUUCAUGGCUUCUGUAACUCUAUGCUUGGGAGUUCAAAAUGGUGGUUAGAAUGAGACAGCAUGUUAGGAUUGACUGGUGGACUCAAACCUCUUGUUCUCUUUAGAGUUGUACUGACACCCCACCAAGAAUUCUGAAAGGUAAGUGGGGGCAGGGGAAGAUUUAAAUGGUGUUAAUAGAAGAGGAGCAAAGGAAAGAAUUAAAGGUUAAAGAGAAUGGAGUGGCUGGAGGACUUCACCAGACCAACAGAGUUUCUGCGGACAACAACGCGGCCGUGUGCAUCAACACGACUGAUGAAGCUGGAAACCAGGGCGAGAUCUCUGAACAUGAGGAGACGGAAGUCGAUUACACGCGAAACUAUUGGGAAGAUGAGGACGAUAUCUACCAGGAGUUUGAGGAACUGGACUUUGAGGCCUUGCCGGAUCGCUCAGAUGCGCAGAGCAUCACGUCCGACGAUUCCUUUUACCCGCCAGACAAUUCGUAUCUUUCUCACAUGUACCGCCCGCCGACUCCUGACAGUCCAGAGCCAAUCUCCUUUUUCAAAGCCUGCUGCAAUAACAAUCCAAUCAUAGUCAAAAUUAUGAUCAGGCAAGGGGUGACCGAAGAGGAUGUGAAGGAGACAGACAGAAACAGAAGAGUAGGUGUCUGGGUUUAGUACUUUUUUAAAUUUAUUUUCUUGAAACCUCAAAGUCUCUGUGUGUUUGCAAAGUGUUUGUCAGCCAUACGUGGUAAGCCUUUAAAUAGAAUAGAGCCUGUGUAUUUUUGGGACAUUAAAGAUACUUCACCUUUGAUCUACAAGGUUUCCUCAGUACGAUCCAACAGAUACUGUAGGAGCCUCCAUUUAAUCUCAACAACCCAAAUGACCUACA